UAGGGGGUGGAGCCUCUUCCAUUACUGCCUUACUGCUGGUCCCGAGGUUCCCGGGCGCACCACUAGCAGCGGCUUCUGGGUUGGGGUUCGCAUCCCCACGCCGGCUGCUGGGCGCUGCCGAGAGCCGGGGCGCCCGGGAUUUGGGUCCGUCGGUGCCGCCCCCCGGCCGAGGCGCGGAAGUGGGACGCCCUGGCCUCGGGGCCACUGUCCUCGCUUUCCCUGCAUUGUCGCGAACGCAGUCCGCGUCGGCCGGGGCGAUGAGUGCCAACGAGGACCAGGAGAUGGAGCUGGAAGCAUUACGUUCUAUUUAUGAAGGAGAUGAAAGUUUCCGAGAAUUAAGUCCAGUUUCUUUUCAAUAUAGGAUAGGUGAAAAUGGUGAUCCCAAAGCCUUCUUAAUAGAGAUUUCCUGGACAGAAACAUAUCCCCAAACACCUCCAAUUAUAUCUAUGAAUGCUUUUUUUAACAACACCAUAUCAUCAGCUGUAAAGCAGAGUAUAUUAGCCAAGUUACAGGAAGCAGUGGAAGUCAACCUUGGAACAGCAAUGACCUACACAUUGUUUGAAUAUGCCAAGGACAAUAAAGAGCAGUUCAUGGAGAAUCACCAUCCUGUUACUUUUGCAACAACAACAAGCAGUACAAUCUCAGUUGAAACUCCUAAUACAAACUCGUCAAGUAAGAAAAAAGACAAAAAAGAACAACUUUCAAAAGCCCAGAAACGUAAGCUGGCAGAUAAAACAGAUCACAAAGGUGAACUUCCUCGGGGUUGGAACUGGGUUGAUGUUGUCAAGGUUUUCUUCUUUCUUUUUAAAUAAUGAAAAGUCUGGGCAGUGCCUGUGGCUCAAAGGAAUAGGGUGCCGGCACAAUAUGCCCAAGAUGGCGAGUUCAAGCCCAGCCCCGGCCAAAAACUGCAAAGAAAAAAUAAGAAAAAGAAAAAUCUGCAAAAGUUAUGAUGACAGUAUAGCAUGACUCUUUAUUUAAGCAAAACUGGCUCUAAAGAUGAUGAAUAGUGCUUGGAAUCUGAGACAAGGAAAGAAGAUCCUUUACAAAGUGAACUGGGUUCACAAUCUUUCAUUACUAUUUUAUGGUAUCAAGGUGGCUUUUAUAAAACAAUUUUUUGUAUGUUUCCUACAUUUAAAAUGUUGUAAGCUGAAAGUUC
This is a messenger RNA of Nycticebus coucang (slow loris), 1156 nucleotides long. It is a transcript of the gene RWDD4, whose product is annotated as RWD domain containing 4. The record is from RefSeq and is a predicted model, not a curated record. The transcript is spliced from 8 exons. Gene Ontology annotation, molecular function: protein binding. Bases 258 to 812 code for a protein of 184 amino acids. NCBI's taxonomy places the organism in Eukaryota, Metazoa, Chordata, Mammalia, Primates, Lorisidae.